AAAAGAACAGACACUCACUGAAAAGUCUGCAUUCCAUCCCUGUUCCCAAACUUCCAGUUCUCCCUGGAGAUAGUCACUAUAAACAUUUUCUUUUGUGUUCUUUCAGCUAGUUUUUCCUCUCUCUAGGUAUCAUUUUAAUAUAUUUUUUUAAUGUUUGUUUAUUUUUAAGAGAAAAAGACAGCGCAAGCAGGGAAGGGGCAGAGACAGACAGACAGACACAGAAUCUGAAUCAGGCUCCAGGCUCCAAGCUGUCAGCAUAGAGCCCAAAGCUGGGCUCGGACCCACCAACUUUGAAAUCAUGGCCUGAGCUGAAGUCAGAUGGUUAACUGACUGAGCCACCAGGCGCCCCUCUAGGUGUCAUUUUAAAGCUUUCCUUACAUAUAGCAUGCACAUUUCUUGUUAGAUUUGUGUCUAAGUGUUAUGGGCUGGAUUGUCUCCCCCCAAAAUUCAUAUUGAAGUCCUGCCCCCAAUACCUCAGAAUGUGACCAUAUUUGGCCAUGAGGCCUUUGUAAUUGAGUUAGAAUGAGGUCAUUAGGGUAGGCCCUAAUCCAAUAUGAGUGUUGUCCCUAUUAAAAGAGAUUACAACACAGGCACAAACAAAAGGAAGACUUGUGAAGAGACAAAGAGAAGACAAGGAGAGAGGUCUCAGAAAAAAUCAACUCUACUGACGGCUUGUCUCAGAUGUCUAGCCUCCAGAAUUGACAUUCUGGCGGUUAGAACAUGGCAACCAUAGAAGAAAUUGCACAUCAAAUUAUUGAACAACAAAUGGGAGAGAUUGUUACUGAGCAGCAAACUGGCCAGAAAAUCCAGAUCGUGACAGCACUUGAUCAUAAUACACAAGGGAAGCAGUUCAUUCUGACAAAUCAUGAUGGCUCUACUCCAAGCAAAGUCAUUCUGGCCAGGCAAGAUUCCACUCCAGGGAAAGUAUUCCUCACUACUCCAGAUGCAGCAGGUGUUAAUCAGUUAUUUUUUACAACUCCUGAUCUGUCUGCACAACAUCUCCAGCUCUUAACAGAUAAUUCUUCUCCAGACCAAGGACCAAAUAAGGUUUUUGAUCUUUGCGUAGUAUGUGGAGACAAAGCAUCAGGGCGUCAUUAUGGAGCAGUAACCUGUGAAGGCUGCAAAGGAUUUUUUAAAAGAAGCAUCCGAAAAAAUUUAGUUUAUUCAUGUCGAGGAUCAAAGGACUGUAUUAUUAAUAAACACCAUCGAAAUCGCUGUCAAUACUGCAGGUUACAGAGAUGUAUUGCGUUUGGAAUGAGACAAGACUCUGUUCAGUGUGAAAGAAAACCCAUUGAAGUAUCUCGAGAAAAAUCUUCCAACUGUGCCGCUUCAACAGAAAAAAUCUACAUCCGAAAAGACCUUCGAAGCCCAUUAGCUGCAACUCCAACUUUUGUAACAGAUAGUGAAACUGCAAGGUCAGCAGGACUGUUAGAUUCAGGAAUGUUUGUGAAUAUUCACCAGUCUGGAAUAAAAACUGAGUCAACUGUGCUGAUGACACCAGAUAAGGCUGAAUCAUGUCAGGGAGACUUAAGUACAUUGGCCAGUGUGGUUACAUCAUUAGCAAACCUUGGAAAAAGUAAAGAUCUUUCUCAGAAUAGUAAUGAAAUAUCUAUGAUUGAAAGCUUAAGUAAUGGUGAUACUUCUUUGUGUGGAUUUCAUCAAGAAAUGCAGACUAAUGGUGAUGUUUCAAGGGCAUUUGAUACUCUUGCAAAAGCAUUGAAUCCUGGAGAGAGCACAGCCUGUCAGAACGCAGUAGAAGGCAUGGAAGGAAGCGUACACCUAAUUGCCGGAGACUCAAACAUAAAUUACAUCGAAAAAGAGGGGCCACUUCUCAGCGAUUCACACGUAGCUUUCAGGCUCACCAUGCCUUCUCCUAUGCCUGAGUACCUGAAUGUGCACUACAUUGGGGAGUCUGCUUCCAGACUGCUGUUCUUAUCAAUGCAUUGGGCACUUUCGAUUCCUUCCUUCCAGGCUCUAGGGCAAGAAAAUAGCAUAUCUUUGGUGAAAGCUUAUUGGAAUGAACUUUUUACUCUUGGUCUUGCCCAGUGCUGGCAAGUGAUGAACGUGGCAACUAUAUUAGCAACGUUUGUCAAUUGUCUUCAUGGUAGCCUUCAGCAAGAUAAAAUGUCAACAGAAAGAAGAAAAUUAUUGAUGGAGCACAUCUUUAAACUACAGGAGUUCUGCAACAGCAUGGUUAAACUCUGCAUUGAUGGAUAUGAAUAUGCCUACCUGAAGGCAAUAGUACUCUUCAGUCCAGAUCAUCCAGGCCUAGAAAACAUGGAACAAAUUGAGAAAUUUCAGGAAAAGGCAUAUGUGGAAUUCCAAGAUUAUAUAACCAAAACAUACCCAGAUGACACCUACAGGUUGUCCAGACUACUACUUAGAUUACCAGCUUUGCGAUUGAUGAAUGCUACUAUCACUGAAGAAUUGUUUUUCAAAGGCCUCAUUGGCAAUGUACGAAUUGAUAGUGUCAUCCCACAUAUUUUAAAAAUGGAACCUGCAGAUUAUAACUCACAAAUAAUUGGUCACAGCAUUUGAAAUCUGAGAUAUCAGUGUAAACUUACUGUUCUUUCCUGGAACACAAAAUGACACCAAAUUAAACUAGUUACUUCCAGGGUAUCUGGAAAUUUUGACUUUAAAGAGUAACCAAAAACCAAGGUGUUUUUAUUUUAACUUCUUAAGAAUUUUUGAAGUGACUGGGCAGGUAUCAGGAAUCAAAAUUUCCUUUCCUGCCUUAUUUAAGUGAAUAAGAAAUAUUAUGAAUUUAUUCUUGGUUAAGAGGACACCUUAAGCUGUCACUUCUUGGCAUCUACACUAAGAUCUCUUAUUAUAUUUUAUCUUAUAAAGCAAAUAAAUUAGUCUUUUUUUUUCCAGAAUUGUGUUCUAUUCAUAUUUUUCAUUAUGAACUAGUACAAACACUUAAUUGUCAGAAAUACCUAAGGAGGAUUUCCUUGCAUUUUACUCUUAAUAUAUAAUCUGUUUUAAUUACCACGUAAAAGAAGAUUCUUUUAUUCUCAGUGACAUAAUGGUAACAUUAGAACCAUAGGAAAUAAUAACUGAAUAUAUAUAUUUUUUGUCUUUUGUAAAUAUUAUGGAACCUUUAGCAUAUACCACUCUCAUUGCUGGCAAUGAGACAUAGGCCAUUUAUGAUCUCAAGACUUUUUUUAGUGUUGUAUAUUAUUAGUUGCAAGCACUUUUUAUUUAUGUAUGUAGCAGAAAAUUGUUUUUGAGAAUGAGGUAGGGUUCAUGUUUUAAUAUUUUUGGUUUACUGCUAUGUUUUAAAGUAGUAGAGACUGAGCCCCAAAUGUUUCAGUAUUUCCAAAUGGAUAUUAAAAUUAUUGCUUUUCCAUUCCACAAACGGCAUUUGACUUCUCUCCCUCUUUCCUGACCUGCAUUAUAACUUCCUGACCCUUCCAUGAGUUUUAGCCAGUUUCUUUUAGGGCCUUAGAAAUACCCAAUUUGUUAAAUAAUGGAUUUCUCAUAGCCAAUCUGUGUUUUCAAGGUGAGUUAAACAAUUAUUUUAAAGCAAAUUGGUAAUUUUCAAAAAUUUACGUUUUUUAACAUGUAAAGGAAUAUGCACUGAUAUUUGAUAUUUCACCCUAAAGGAGGGAAAGCUAUUUUAACAAGAGUAUGCACAUCAACCUGAAGCCUUGUUGCCACAACAAAACCAUUUUAGACUCCCUGGAUGCCUUCCACAGUAAUGUUUUCCUCAGCAAACCUGAUUAACUGUUAAAUCUCUCCUUGCUCUGAUUGUCAUAAUGAAUUUUGGUUUAUCUAUUUGUUGAUUUUUUAAAAAUAUGGAGAUUUUAUUGCACUCAGAGUACAUUUUUAUAAAGAUUUUUACAACAGAAGAAAAGCUGAAUUUAGGGGAGGAUGUGGAUUUUACUAAUUGUUACUUUAUAGUAAAUCAGAAGUUUAAAAGUAUCAACUUUCAGUCUUUACCAACUUAUUAAGGGAAAUUUUUUCCCCUAUUUUAAAUGUAAUUUUUAUCAACAGUUUUAUUUAUAAUUAUCAGCUGGGAAAAACUACAUUUAGUAUAAAAUAUUCAAAUGGAAAAAUCAGUAGGUUUAUAUCUUUAUAAACCCAUUGAAGUAAGCCAAGGAUUCAGGAAAAUAAUUCUUUAAAAUAAUAUACUAAUGGUUAAUUAAGAUACAUUUUUCUUUCAGGUAUUUUUCUUGAAUAAAUUUGUAGUUAUAUUUGGAAGUAUUUUUAAAACUCUAUUAAAAUGUGACCAUUAAAAAUGUCGAUUUAUUUGAUUUCAGAGUGUUUGGUCAUCCAUUUGUUUGUUCUGUUAAGAAAUCUCUAACAGAAUUUAUUAAAGUACUUCUAGGAAGGGAAAUGCAUGGAAAACAUUUCCAUAUCCAAUAUUUUAGGAUUAUUUACAACUCAGUUUGAAGACUUUCAGCUAAAACUGCAGAUUAACUAUUAAUUUAUUUUCUCUCCUGAAGUCUUAGUAAAAUAACACAAUGUGAAAAGUGUAACCACACAAUGAGAAAUGAAACAGGAAACAAGAAAUCAAAGGAAAGCAAAUUCAGUAAAUUCUUAGAAAACAAAAUGGAGGUAGAGAGAGACUAACUGACUUAUUAGCAGAGCCGGAAUCAAGGAAGCUCUAAUCAGAGUGCCUGCAAAAGGCAGUUCACUGAGAAAGAUGCCAGUAGCCAGAAAAGAUGCUCGGUAUCUGGAAGAACUGGUGUUCAUAUUCAGAGAUGAUGCUUGGGACAUUAAAAAAAAAGAAAAAGAAAGAAAAGAUUGGUUGCAGGUCUGUGUACAGAAUUAUUGAAUUAUCUUUUUAUACCCUCAGGUCAAGUGACCACUUUUGUCCUUCCAGCUUUUUGAGCAGGAGGCAGAGGUUAAUUCUCUUUAGAAAUGAACUGGAAGAGCCGAGGAUUUCCAGGCUACCAGGGAUAACAGCUUGGAUUAGUUAUAUUAAGGGUUGAAAAUACAGAUUAAGUGAAAAUCUGCAUUCUGAAUAUGGGCUCCCUAAUCAUGUUCCCACAAUGCUGGCCAUUGGAAUAGGCUUCUCUGCCAGGAUUUUUUUUUCUUCAGAGAAAUUAAUUGGCCUUAGAGAAAAGAUCUCCAGGUACUCACUUUUGGUUGUACCUUGAUGAAAAGCCUCUUUGCUACUUUAUCACUCUUCAGUGAAGCCAACUAAUUUCCAAAUUAUAUAUAUGUAUAUAUAUAAACAUAUAUACACACACAUAUAUACAGACAUACAUACAUAUACGUAGGGUUUCUGUUCAGGUCUUUAGUGCCUACUAUUAAAUAUGAACUUAGAACCAGGAUCACUAGAUAAUUGAGGAAAAUCUCCAGUACCUAAAAGAACAGACAUUCUUAGGUCCCAGGGGAGGCAAAUAUAAUCCAGGGAUCAGAAAAAUAUCCACCUCCAGGGGCGCCUGGGUGGCUCAGUUGGUUAAGCAUCUGACUUCAGCUCAGGUUAUGAUCUCACUGUUUGUGAGUUCUAUGCUGACAGCUCAGAGCCUGGAACCUGGUUCAGAUUUGUGUCUUCCUCUGUCUCUGCCCCUACCCUGCUCAUGCUCUGUCUCUCUCUCUCUCAAAAAUAAACAUUAAAAAAUUUUAAAGAAAAAUAUCCACCUCCAGAGGUAAUAUUUUGAAAGAUGUUGUAUCCAUUAAAUGAGAACAGGAUGCUUUGAAAAGGGAAAUUUGGUCUGUGUGUCCUCUCUCUCUGCCCCUCCCCCGCUCACACUCUCUCUUUCUCUCAAAUAUGAAUAAACAUUAAAGAAAAGGGAAAUUUGGGGCAAGUAACUGUCCCUGGAAAUUAAAAAUGAUAGCCAAAGUGAUUCAUUAGAAGGGUUGGAAGAUAAAGUUUUUGAGAAACUCCCCCUGAAAGUAUAACCAAAAGAUAAAGUAAGAAAAAAUAAAAUUAGAGAAUCAAAUCAGGAGGCCUAACAUUUUAUAAUAACAAGAGUUAAAGAAAACAAAGGCUUGAGGUAAGGAAAUUAUUAGAUAAUACAAGAAAAGGUCCACGAAGGGAUAUGUGUCUCUAGGUUGAAAGGAUCCACGCUUUAAAUGAAAAAGAUCCUUACUGUCUUAAUAUCAGAACAAUAUAGUCAGAGAAGAUACCAUAUUGCUGCUUCUAGCAAUAUAGUGGAAUCAGUAGGUACCAUGAAGGCCUUUGAUCUGUUGCUGGGCUCAUGAGUCUGACAUGAGUUUUCAAAGAAGUCUAAAGUUGGUGCAGGUCCUGAGUUCUGCCCCUCACCCCCUACCCCACUCCCUGUUCUGACAGAAGCAAAUACACAUCUUUUCUGGAAAAAGUAUCCAUAAUUUUUUUUUAACAUUUAUUCUUCAGAGACCGAGUGUGAGUGGGGGAGGGGCAGAGAGAGAGGGAGACAGAAUCUGAAGCAGGCUCCAGGCUCUGAGCUUUCAGCACAGAGCCCAACAUGGGGGCAUGAACUCCCCAACCACGAGAUCAUGACCUGAGCCAACAUUGGACGUUUAAGUGAGCCACCCAGGCCCCUCCCCCCAAAAUAUCCAUAAUUUAGAUCAGAAGUUGGCACACUUUUUUGUGAAGGGCCAGGAAGUAAGUAUUUGUUUUACUUUGUGGGCCAUCCUGUGUCUAGCAACUAGUCAACUCUGUUGUGCAAAAGCAGCUAUUGAUAGUCCAUAAACGAAUGGGCCUGGCUGUAGUGUGGUAGAACACUUAAAAAGCAGGUAAUGGACCAAACUUGGCCCUUGGGGCAUAGUUUGCUGACCCGUAAUUUAGAACCUCACCCCUAAUUAAGCUCACCCAUAUAUGAGAUGACAAAAUUACCAAACACAAGGAAACAAGCCACUUGAACAAGUCAGAGAUAAGCAACACACAUAGACCCUGAAAGACAGUAUGAGAUACUAAAAUUGUCACAUCCAGAUUAUAAUUAUGAUAGGUUUUAAGGGAAAAAAAAAAAUAGGACCAAAAAGUAAGCAAGAAAAGGGAAUAGCAAAAAAGACCAAGUAAAUUAUAAAAGCAAGCCAAAACAAUAUUUAGAAAUGAAAAACAAAUUUUAAAAAUCCAUUGUGGAAGAUCAUGCCUCCAACACAUACAUUUAAUUCUAACUCCCUUAGACAUCAUUAAAACAGCCAAAAGUUUGUUCAAGGCAUUAUAAAGACAAAAAUAAUGGGAGAGAAAUAAAUGAAAGCCACAAAAUUUUGAAAGCUGGAAAACACAUUAGUGGUGAUCAUUUUAGCAAACCUGAGAAGGCUGACUUAGCCUACAGUAGAGAAAGCUGAGGAGCAGCCUGAUUUGCACCACACAUCCUCCAGAAUGCUCUAGGAUUUGCAGCAUCUGCUUGGGAAGGGGAAAUAAGAGAUUAAAAGUCUGUUAAAGAGGCAGAAACACUGGAAUGAUAGAAUUUGAAGUUGAAUUACCACGUGCAGAGUAUGUGAAGCAACAGGAUGUGUGUUGAAGGUGGGAGUGUCUGUUGAUAAUAACCAUCUCCAGAAGGUAAAUUUACAUUACAUUGUAAAGUAUGUGCACAUAUCUGCUUAUUUACCCUACAGAAGCUCUUGUACAUGUGCCAGGAGGCAUACUAAAGUCUUCACGUCUGCACUGUAAAAGCAAAAAAAAAAAAAAAAAAAGAAAAACUGUCCAAAUACCCAUUGACAGGAGAAUGAAUAAGUAAAUUGCAGUGCAAACACCCAAUGGCCUAUUAUGUAACGCACAAAAAGGAACAAAAUACCAGUGUCAAUGAAUCCCAAAAGUCAUGUACAAAAAAGUAAGCCCAAAAGUAUGAUUUAACCUGUUUAUUGAAAACAGGUAAAUACAAUAACAUUGUUGAGAGUUACUGAUAUAUGUAGUGAAAUUAACUUAAAAAACAAAGGAAGGGCACCUGGCUGGCUCAGUUGGAAGAGCGUGUGACUCUUGAUCCUAGGGUCCUCAGUUCAAGCUCAAUGUUGGGUGUAGAGAUUACUUAAAUAAAACUUUUUAAAAAAUCAAUAAAAAGUGAGGGAUUAUUAGUACUUAGUUUUUUUAAGCUUAUUUAUUUUGAGAGUGAGAGAGAACACAAGCACUGGAGGGGCAGAUAGAAUCCCAAGCAGGUUUUGGCUGUCAGCCCAGACCCUGCUGCAAGGCUCCAACUCACGGACUGUGAAAUCAUGACCCGAGUUGAAACCAAGAGCCAGCUGCUUAACCUACUGAACCACCCAGGCACCCCUAUUAGUACUUAAUUUAGAAUACUAGUUACUUCUAGAGGAUUAGGAAGAAGAUACAAACGAGGAACAUACAAGGGGCUUUCAAAGUAUUAAUAGUGUUUAAUUCUCUUGCUUUGUAACAAACCACUCAAACUUAGUGAUUUAAAAUACUUGUUAUGCUUAGGAAUCUACAAUGAGGUCAGAGCUUGGCAUGGACCACUUUUCUGCUCCAUUACAGUCACAGCUGGGUCAGCUCAAAGGGCAGGGGUUGGAAUUUUUGGAAUCACACACAUCUGGAGGUUGAUAGUGGCUGUUGUGCAGGAGUGGCAAACAUCUGGAAGAGCAUGCAGAACCAGAAAUGUUGCAGCCAUUCUUGAGAAAGGAUAUAGCUCAGCAGCCUCAGAAGCCCAGUGUAGAGAAGAGCCCAUCUUGACAAGAUUUCCUGAUGGGUCUUUGUCUCAUAGAGUUGUUCAUAAAUUGAUACAUAAGAAACAAUAAGAUACCUAGGAAUAAACUCCACUAAAGAGGUAAAAGAUCUAUAUUCUGAAAACUAUAGAAAUUGAAGAGGGCACAAAGAAAUGGAAAAGCAUUCCAUGGUCAUGGAUUGGAAGAACAAGCAUUGUUAAAAUGUGUAUACUACCCAAAGCAAUCUACACAAUUAAUGCAAUCUCUUUCUAAAUACCACCAGAGCUAGAACAAACAAUCCUAAAAUCUGUAUGGAACCACAAAAGACCCCAAAUAGCCAAAACAACACUGAAAAAGAAAAAACUAGAGGCAUCAUGAUUUCAGAUUUCAAGCUAUAUCACAAAGCUGCAGUCAUCAAGAUAGUAUGGUACUGGCACAAAAGCAGACACAUAGAUCAAUGGAAUGGAAUAGAAACCCCAGAAAUGGACCCACAACUAUAUGGUCAACUCAUUUUUGACAAAAAGGAAAGAAUAUCCAAUGGAAAAAAGUCUCUUCAACAAAAUGGUGUUGGGAAAACUGGACAGCGACAUGCAGAAGAAUGAAACUGGACCACUUGUGGGGUGCCUGGGUGGCUCAGUCGGUUAAGCGGCAGACUUUGGCUCAGGUCAUGAUCUCACAGUCCGUGAGUUCGAGCCCCGCGUCGGGCUCUGUGCUGACAGCUCAGAGCCUGGAGCCUGUUUCAGAUUCUAUGUCUCCCUCUCUCUGAUCCUCCCCCGUUCAUGCUCUGUCUCUCUCUGUCUCAAAAAUAAAUAAACGUUAAAAAAAAAAAUUAAAAAAAAAA
Messenger RNA from Acinonyx jubatus (cheetah), 9370 nucleotides. It is a transcript of the gene NR2C1, whose product is annotated as nuclear receptor subfamily 2 group C member 1. The transcript is spliced from 14 exons. Gene Ontology annotation, biological process: anatomical structure development; cell differentiation; negative regulation of transcription by RNA polymerase II. Gene Ontology annotation, molecular function: RNA polymerase II cis-regulatory region sequence-specific DNA binding; zinc ion binding; nuclear receptor activity. The coding region runs from base 721 to 2538 and encodes 605 amino acids. The record is from RefSeq and is a predicted model, not a curated record. Lineage: Eukaryota; Metazoa; Chordata; Mammalia; Carnivora; Felidae.